Messenger RNA from Schistosoma bovis, 2104 nucleotides. The record is from the annotation of a GenBank genome assembly. Lineage: Eukaryota; Metazoa; Platyhelminthes; Trematoda; Strigeidida; Schistosomatidae.
GUUCAUUUCUUUACUGGCACGAUUUCGGUUUUGCAGAAAUGUCAUCUCCAGAAAACGUUUGACGUCUCAUCGACAAUUUUAGUUGGUUCAUCCGGACCUUGGUUUACUAUACACUACUACUGAGCUUAUUCGGUAUGGUAUGCUUAGCCUUUUUAAGUAUUUAGUACUUGAAAUUUUGCUAAGUAUUUAUGUAAAUAUUUACAUUUUGCUUAAACAUUGUUUAGGCUGAAUGUCACUACCUUUUUAGUGUAGAAUGUUACUGUAUAGGUUAGGCAUUUCAUGUUCUAUUUCCGUUUAUGUACAGUAAAAAUAAUCAUUGGAGUGUAAUUUGUCUGGAGACGGUGGAAGCACACAAAGUAUUUAUCAUAAAGUUCAAAUGGUCUUUCCUUUUCUCGGAAAUAUUUUUGUAUUUCAGUGCUCGUGUUGAAGUUCAUUAGAUUCUUUGCAUAUUUGGCACAUGUUGACUGGGGCUCUGUGCGUCUUUCUUUUUGACGGAUCUGACUAUCCAUCUACUGCCUAAUUGGAUUUUUCAGAUACAAUCAGUGUUACUUUUGCGUUUCUUUUCUUUCAUGUUUCUAACAAAUACACUUGCCUAUGGUAAUUAAUUAAAUCUGUUUGGGAUUUGGUAAAUAUAUUUAUACAACUAUUAAUCCUAUUCUCAUGAUUGCUCAAAACUAUUUACAAAAUGUUCUUACGCAAAAAGCUUUAUUUUUAUUGGUUCUUUCGGUAAAUCUUAUACUCUGCCUUUUAAAAAUCAAUGACUAUAUUCAUAUAAAUGCGUGGUUUAUGUUUAUGCCACUUUGGUUAUGGAAUAUUCUAGUGUUUGCGGGUUCGCUCAUUUUAUUCCUACUUAAAUCUCUCAAUUUAACCAAAUUCUGUUUAUUCUAUUAUGUUUAUCAAGUUUUAAUACUCACAUUUCAAAUAUUUCUAUGUAUUAAACUAGAAACAAAUGCAUUAAAUUGGUGUGUAGUCUUUAUACCAAUCUAUUGUUUAUGCGUUUUAGGAUUUUUGACAUUCACAAAAGCGUUUUACGAGUUAACUGUUUAUGAUUGUGAAAAAUUCCUUGCAUUAAAUCUUCCAUGUGUCAUUCUAAUUGCCUUACGUUUAGAUAAUUAUAUUAAUUGGACAUGGGUUGUAGUGUUAAUACCAUUCUGGAUUAUAAUGGGAUUUUUGAUUGUAUUGCUGUUAUUCUUAGUUUGUAUGUUAUGUGGAUUGAGUCGUUUUACUCAGAAAGAUCUUUAUGAUGUUGUUUCAAUGAUUGGAUUCACAUCAAUUGCAUUUACUUUUCUUAUAUUCGUUGUUCUUCUGGUCUGCCAAUUAGAUAACAUUAAACUGUUCACAUAUAAUGAAAUAUUCUUACCAUUAUUUAUUUGUAUUUUGUUUUUGUUGAUUAUGACGAUUUCCACAAAUUGGUUAGUCAGUAAAUUUUGUAGAAAUAUCAAUGGUUCCGAUGGAGGAAAUUGUUUAGUGGAAUAUACCUCUGGAUCUCGGUUAUCAGCAAAUACUUCGUUGGACCCUAUUCAAGGAGGAAAUACAAAUGUUGCUAAUAUAACUGUUUCACGUGACAAAUAUUCAGAAGUUCAUCAAAAUCUUACAAAGAGCACUGCUUCUGAACCACUUGAAAACAGUAUCGAAACAGUUAUCUCACCCAAUACAGAUGCUCCUUGCAGUAAUUUACUAAUCAAAGAAAAACAUUUUAUUCAUUCAAAUAAACUAAACCAACCUAUGAUUAAAGAGAACUCUUUAUCACUUCCGGAUUAAGGUACCUAAAUCUAUUGACGAUCGCGUAUUGAUUUUACAAAUAAUAUUCUUACAUUUGUAAUCUCAAAUAUUGCUUAUUUCUUAACUGCAAUUGUAGAGGACAAUGUUAUUUCACUUUAAUUCGUAAAACACGUUUUAACUUUUUAUUAUUUUUCUUCGUAAAAGACAUUUAUUACAAUGAAUCUGCUUAAUUUGUGUUCAGAUUAAUAGAUUUUGAGCGAUUUUUUUAAAUCGUUAUUCAUGUCUGUGAAAUAAGUGAUCAAUUCUGCUUUUUAUAAUGUUCAUUUGUAACUAACUGAUACAACAUUGAAAUAAAUCCCGAGAAAAUGUUUUAAAAAAUCAA